UAGGGGUGCCCUGGCCCGGUGUUGGGACCCGGAGGUGGCGCUCCUGGCCCGGCCAGGGCAAGUCAGCUGCUUCUGGCCUUGCAGAGUACCAGAGUCCCAAGCUGAACACCCGCUUUGGGGCGCAGGCCUGGUCAGGCAGCUCCCUCCAUUCCCUGGUGGCAGACCAGGCUCCAGGCGCUGCGGUCCCGACACCCUCGACCUCUGCAGCCUCGCCCCAGUUGCAGUCCCUGAUGUUUGAUUGCCUCCCCAUCGAGAUGAAAAGGAAAAAAAAAAAAAGUUGAUACAGAAUAAAGGGGGCGGGGUUGGGCACGUUGGCGAAACCUGCCUCCUUGAGAAUUUUGACAAUGAUGCCCCUUAGAGGGUCCUGCAGUGGCUGCAGGGAGCACAGUGGGAAGUGAAGGAAGUCAAAAUGGGAAAUCUCAGGCGGGGUUCCAGGAAGGCUUUGCCUGCUCUCACCUCAUGGUGGUUGUGCCCAACCGACAAUGGAUGCUGUUGAGGCACAUUGGCCGACACGCCUUGCGCUUUCUUGUGAUUAACAGACUGGAAACUAGGAACAAAUUGGAAAGACGACCUCCUGGAACAAUCUGUUCAUUUUUUCAGCUAUUUGGAAAACAGUGUCUGCAAAUAUAAGCAAAGCUAUUCAUGGCAGUCUGUUCUGUAACUUUCUCAAAAAUUGUACCGGUUCUGCCUCUCUGGAAGGCCAUGGAGAAGAGGCUGGGAGUCAAGCCAAGUCCUGCUUCCUGGAUUUUGCCAGGAUAUUGUUGGCAGACAUCAGUGAAGCCGCUGAGAAGCCUGUACCUGUUUUACGCUUUCUUCUGUCUCAGCGCUCUGUGGUUGUCAGCAGAUGCUAAUGAGAGCAGAUGCCAUCAGGGGAAGACACUUUAUGGAGUUGGCUUGAGAGCUGGGGGAGAAAAUCACCUUUGGCUUCUUAAAGGAAGCCUGUCUUUCCAAGCCUGUUGGGCUGCCUGCUGCCAGGACUCUGCCUGUCAUGCUCUUUGGUGGAUGGAAGGGAUGUGUUUUCAGGCCGACUGCAGCAAGCCACAGAGCUGCCAGCUUUUUAGGACAGACUCUUCCAAUUCCAUGCUGAUAUUUUUUCAAAAAUCCCAGACUGCAAAUGGCUUGGGCCUUCUGCCUGAAGACGACGAGCCACAUCUUCUGAGGCUAGGCUGGGGCAGGACGUCUUGGAGGAGGCAGGGCCUCGCCAGGGCUCCCCUCCCCCUUGCUGUAUCCUCUGAUGACCAUCAGAGCUUACCCAGGGCUCGGCAGAAGAGAGACCAUCUCAGUGAGGCAGCUCCACCUGGAGCGGAGCAGCAUUCUAAACCGAAUCGCUCGGAGGAAGUGAGUCCCAGCGCCUCUGUGGAGGUCUACAAAGCCACCACAGUUCCCAGCCCCUUCACCACUGACCACACUACACAGACUCCUGAUUGGCCGAAGAAUGUGUCCGUCCAUCCCGAACCAUCAGAGCAUUCCAGUCCUACGUCCAGUACUCAGCAAACAAAAGUCACUGAGCCCAGUUCACCUGACUCCCCUCUUCCAGCGGCCCCCUCCUACAGCUAUGCUACCCCUACGCCCCAGGCCUCUGCCCAGAGCACCUCAGCACCACAGCCAGUUGUAAAGGAGCUGGUGGUGUCUGCUGGGAAGAGUGUCCAGAUCACCCUGCCUAAGAAUGAAGUUCAGUUAAACGCCUACGUUCUUCCAGAACCAGAAGAAGGAGAAACCUACACCUACGACUGGCAACUGAUUACUCAUCCCAGAGACUACAGUGGAGAGAUGGAAAGGAAACACUCCCAGAUCCUCCAACUGUCCAAGCUGACUCCAGGCCUGUAUGAAUUCAAGGUGAUUGUGGACGGUCAGAAUGCCCAUGGGGAAGGCUAUGUGAACGUGACAGUGAAGCCAGAGCCCCGAAAGAAUCGGCCUCCUGUUGCCAUUGUGUCACCCCGGUUCCAGGAGAUCUCACUGCCAACCACUUCAACCAUCAUCGACGGCAGUCAGAGCACUGACGACGAUAAAAUUGUCCAGUACCACUGGGAGGAGCUCAAGGGGCCUCUGAGAGAAGUGAAGAUCUCCGAAGACACAGCCAUACUAAAACUAAGUAAGCUCAUCCCCGGGAACUACACUUUCAGCCUGACUGUCGUCGACUCUGAUGGGGCUACCAACUCCACCACUGCAAGCCUGACAGUGAACAAAGCUGUGGAUUACCCUCCUGUGGCCAACGCAGGCCCCAACCAAGUGAUCACCCUGCCUCAGAACUCCAUCACCCUCUUUGGAAACCAGAGUACUGACGACCAUGGCAUCACUAGCUAUGAGUGGUCUCUCAGCCCAAGCAGCAAAGGGAAGGUGGUGGAGAUGCAGGGGGUUAGAACGCCAACCCUGCAGCUAUCUGCAAUGCAAGAAGGAGACUACACCUACCAGCUCACAGUGACAGACACAAUAGGGCAGCAGGCGACCGCUCAAGUGACCGUGAUUGUACAGCCUGAAAACAACAAGCCUCCUCAGGCAGAUGCAGGCCCAGACAAAGAGCUGACCUUGCCUGUGGACAGCACCACCCUGGACGGCAGCAAGAGCACAGAUGACCAGAGAAUCAUCUCCUAUCUUUGGGAGAAGACCCAGGGGCCUGAUGGGGUGCAGCUGGAGAAUGUCAACAGCAGUGUCGCCACCGUGACUGGGCUGCAGGUGGGGACCUAUGUGUUCACCUUGACCGUCAGAGAUGAGAGGAACCUGCAGAGCCAGAGCUCUGUGAACGUCAUUGUCAAAGAAGAAAUCAACAAGCCGCCAGUAGCCAAGAUCACUGGGAACGUGGUGGUCACCCUGCCCACAAGCACCGCAGAGCUGGAUGGCUCCAGGUCCUCGGAUGACAAAGGGAUAGUCAGCUACUUGUGGACUCGAGAUGAGACGAGCCCAGCCGCAGGGGAGGUGCUGAAUCACUCCGACCAUCACCCUGUCCUCUUCCUCUCCAACCUGGUUGAGGGGACCUAUACGUUUCACCUGAAAGUGACCGACGCCAAGGGCGAGAGUGACACAGACCGGAGCACCGUGGAAGUGAAGCCUGACCCCAGGAAAAGCAACCUGGUGGAGAUCAUCUUGGAUGUGAACGUCAGCCAGCUGACAGAGAGGCUGAAGGGGAUGUUCAUCCGCCAGAUUGGGGUCCUCCUGGGGGUGCUGGAUUCCGACAUCAUUGUGCAAAAGAUUCAGCCAUACACGGAACAGAGCACCAAGAUGUUAUUUUUUGUUCAGAAUGAGCCUCCCCACCAACUCUUCAAAGGCCAUGAGGUGGCAGCCAUGCUCAAGAGUGAGCUGCGGAAGCAGAAGGCCGACUUCCUGAUAUUCAGAGCCCUGGAGAUCAACACUGUCACAUGUCAGCUGAACUGUUCUGACCAUGGCCACUGUGACUCGUUCACCAAGCGCUGUAUCUGUGACCCAUUUUGGAUGGAGAAUUUCAUCAAGGUGCAGCUGAGGGAUGGAGACAGCAACUGCGAAUGGAGUGUGCUGUAUGUGAUUAUCGCGACCUUUGUUAUUGUUGUUGCCUUGGGAAUCCUGUCUUGGACUACUAUCUGUUGUUGCAAGAGGCAAAAAGGAAAACCCAAGAGGAAAAGCAGAUACAAGAUCCUGGAUGCCACUGAUCAGGAGAGCCUGGAGCUGAAGCCGACCUCCCGAGCAGGCAGCAAACAGAAAGGCCCCACGCUGAGCAGCAGCCUGAUGCACUCGGAGUCGGAGCUGGACAGCGAUGAUGCCAUCUUCACAUGGCCAGACCGAGAGAAAGGCAAGCUCCUGCAUGGUCAGAAUGGAUCGGUGCCAAAUGGGCAAACGCCAUUGAAGACCAGGAGCCCACGGGAGGAGAUCUUAUAGCUCCUUGGUCUGUCUCAUCCAACUGGGCCUCAGUGCCUGAGCCAGAGCAGCUCUAGGCUGGUUCCUGACCUUCUGGGUCUGAGGCAGCUGCUCUCCCAGCAUGUGCUGGUCACUCCAUCCCAACAGCCCCCUCAGAACUGCUGGUACUUGAAUCCACAGAUACUUUAUAGGAAUCCCUGAAUGAAGCUGUGAAUGGAAGAGGUUUCCUCUAUAACCCUAUGUGGUAGGCCCCCCCUCAAAUAUCCUCAUCUCAGGGCCUUUUUGCACACACCUCCCUGCCCCCUGCCCGAGAGCAGUGCAGCUGAGCCCAGAACCGAGGGCCACCAGCCUAGCCCUCGGCAUAUUCUUUGUUUCUCUGGGACAGUGUGCCCUGCCUUCCCCAGCCAAGAUAUCCCUGCCCACCACUGAUGCUGCCUGGCCCCCAGCUCAAGAGCUGGCUUGUGUCCUGACUGUAGCAGGGAUGUCGGGGGCUGCUGGGGAUGACCAGCACCUGCUACCAGGCUCAGGCCACCCCUCGUUCUCCCAGAGGAGACAGCCACAGACAGAGUGGAACUCUGUGGCAUUUGAGUGCAUGUGUGUGACUGCCCUACUGUGAUCCCUUCCAUGUCUCUCCACCCGUGUCUUUUUCUGUGUCCUUUGCACGCGUGAGUGCUUGAGUGUAUGUAUACCUGUUCCUUAUAGGUCUCUUGGCUGCUCUCAAAGCAACUCUAACUUGGAGACUUUCAGCUCCUUGAAAGACUAGUUAAUCCCUCUGGCCCUGUCACCAGUUCCUCAGCCAUGGUGUCAGGCAGUUGAGGAAUCCGAGUUUCAGGGAGAGUGACUUUUUAAAAAGGACUUAGAAUUUCUACUACUGCACUAUCUGUUGUGAGAUAAUUAAACAUGCUAUUUAAUUGUGA
This is a messenger RNA of Peromyscus leucopus (white-footed mouse), 4742 nucleotides long. Its product is annotated as KIAA0319 like. NCBI's taxonomy places the organism in Eukaryota, Metazoa, Chordata, Mammalia, Rodentia, Cricetidae. Bases 643 to 3846 code for a protein of 1067 amino acids. The record is from RefSeq and is a predicted model, not a curated record. The transcript is spliced from 21 exons. Gene Ontology annotation, cellular component: cytoplasmic vesicle; plasma membrane.